GCGCAAUUAAAAAAGCACAGUACAGUCUGGUUUGGUUGUUGGAAAGAUAUUAAAAUGAUUUGCUAUGUAGGUAUAAUAAAUUAUUUUAGUUUAUUUUUAUUGAAGAAACUAGUCCCAAAAGCUAGGAUGGUAUAAUAACUUUAACGUUAUUAUACAGUUGGAGAUGGAUACGGAUGACAUGUCAAGCCCGACAGGAAAAUACAUGCACAUGUCGUCCUUGUAACCCGUUGCACUCAAACAUAUUCUCUAUGAGACAUGGCGAUCUGGUUUUCUAGAUCAAGAAACAUUGUUUUUAGCUUGAGACAUAAUCUGAAUUUGUCGGGGAUUCUCAUCAAACGUGAUUACUCUCCUCGUCCCGCUUUUACAAACUCUCAGUUAUCUUCGAAAUCAGUGUGUUUGGAUUCCUUCACGAGCCUACGUCACGAGUCUACGGCAGUGGAGAAACAACUUGAUUUGGUUCAGCAAAGUGAUGAGGAAGACCCUCAGGAAUUAAAUUUUCCGGGAGGCAAAGUCGGUUACACAUCUGAGAUGAAAUUCAUCCCUGAAUCAUCAUCUCUAAGAGUUCCUUGUUAUCGAGUUCUUGACGAAGACGGAAGAAUCAUCUCCAACAGCGAUUAUAUUCCGGUGAGCGAGAAACUCGCGGUUAGAAUGUAUGAACACAUGGCGACGCUUCAAGUGAUGGACCACAUCUUCUACGAAGCUCAACGUCAAGGAAGAAUCUCCUUCUUCAUCACUGCCGUAGGAGAAGAAGCCAUUAACAUCGCUUCUGCCGCUGCUCUCAGUCCAGAUGACGUCGUUUUACCUCAGUACCGAGAGCCUGGAGUGCUUCUAUGGCGCGGCUUCACGCUGCAAGAGUUUGCGAACCAGUGCUUUGGUAACAAAGCUGAUCGUGGCAAAGGCAGACAAAUGCCUGUACAUUACGGCUCUAACCGACACAACCACUUCACUGUCUCCUCUCCCAUCGCAACACAGCUUCCUCAAGCUGCUGGAGUUGGUUACUCUCUGAAGAUGGAGAAGAAGAACGCUUGUGCAGUAACAUUCAUCGGAGAUGGCGGCACAAGCGAGGGAGAUUUUCAUGCCGGAUUGAAUUUUGCGGCGGUGUUGGAAGCUCCGGUGGUGUUUAUAUGUCGGAACAACGGUUGGGCUAUCAGCACUCAUAUCUCAGAACAGUUCAGGAGUGACGGAAUCGUUGUGAAAGGUCAAGCUUACGGAAUCAGAAGCAUCCGAGUGGACGGUAACGACGCGCUAGCGGUUUACAGUGCGGUACGCUCAGCAAGAGAGAUGGCUGUAAAAGAACAAAGACCAGUGCUCAUCGAGGCAAUGACAUAUAGAGUAGGGCAUCAUUCAACAUCAGAUGAUUCAACUAAGUACAGGGCGGCCGAUGAGAUCCAAUACUGGAAAAUGUCUAGAAACCCUGUGAAUAGAUUCAGGAAAUGGGUCGAGGAUAAUGGAUGGUGGAGCGAGGAAGAUGAAUCCAAGAUAAGAUCUAACGCAAGAAAACAGAUUCUACAAGCGAUUCAGGCGGCGGAGAAGUGGGAUAAACCACCAUUGACAGAGUUAUUUAGCGAUGUAUAUGAUGUUAAGCCGAAGAAUCUAGAGGAACAAGAACUUGGUUUAAAGGAAUUAGUAGAGAAACGACCUCAAGAUUAUCCUCCUGGUUUUCAAAUCUGAAUCUUGAAGUUGAUCGAUGGUACUCAUUUUUAUGCAUGAUGUAAUAUAGACUUCUGAUCGCAGAUUAUAUAUUUAUAUUCUCAUAACCAGCA
Messenger RNA from Brassica napus (rape), 1763 nucleotides. RefSeq names its product 2-oxoisovalerate dehydrogenase subunit alpha 1, mitochondrial. The record is from RefSeq and is a predicted model, not a curated record. NCBI's taxonomy places the organism in Eukaryota, Viridiplantae, Streptophyta, Magnoliopsida, Brassicales, Brassicaceae. Gene Ontology annotation, biological process: branched-chain amino acid catabolic process. The coding region runs from base 256 to 1671 and encodes 471 amino acids. The transcript is spliced from 9 exons. Gene Ontology annotation, molecular function: oxidoreductase activity, acting on the aldehyde or oxo group of donors, disulfide as acceptor.